UUUCAGGAAGUGAAUCGAUUCUGCUCUGUUGGAAAGGAAAGCAUGACAGAAAAUACGGACAUAUACUUUGAAAUUAAAGGUCUUUAAGAGUACCAGACAUGGAGAACUUGAGUCUUAUUUUACUUUGCGUGUUGUUGGGUUUAACGACGAGGUGGGCUGUGUCUAUUAACUCUUAUUCAGGUGCAGGUAAACCGCCAAUGUUUGGAGACUAUGAAGCACAGAGACACUGGCAAGAAGUGACUUACAAUCUACCUGUUCAUGAAUGGUACUUUAAUACUACAAAUAAUGAUUUGAACUAUUGGGGUCUUGACUAUCCUCCUCUGACAGCCUAUCAUAGUUUAAUAUGUGCAUAUGUAGCAAAACUGCUUAAUCCUGAAUGGGUGGAAUUGCAUGCAUCUAGAGGCUAUGAAAGCCACUCUCAUAAGUUGUUCAUGAGGGCAACUGUUCUAUUUGCAGAUAUUUUGAUCUACAUUCCAGCAGUUUUGCUUUACUGCUUUUACUUUUGCGAUGGGUCACCAAACAAAAAGGUUGCCACAGCCCUCUGCAUCCUUCUAUAUCCAGGACUAAUACUGAUUGACUAUGGCCAUUUUCAAUAUAACAGUGUUAGCCUGGGUCUUGCCCUUUGGGGCAUUUUGGGUCUUGGUUUGGGCUGGGACCUGUUUGGCUCCUUGGCUUUCACCCUAGCCCUCAAUUAUAAGCAAAUGGAAUUGUACCACUCACUGCCUUUCUUCUGCUACCUCCUGGGAAAGUGUAUCAGACAGGGUUUGACUGGUCGAGGAUUUUUACUGUUGGUCAAGAUCUCAUUGACUGUUCUUGUGACCUUUGCCCUCUGCUGGCUGCCCUUUUUGUCUGACCCACAACAACCUGUGCAGAUUCUUCAUCGUCUUUUCCCCGUUGACCGUGGACUGUUUGAGGAUAAAGUGGCUAACACAUGGUGCAGCUUGAAUGUGCUGAUAAAGAUCAAGACCCUGCUGUCCAGAGAGACUCAGCUGUUCCUCAGUCUUGCUCUCACUCUUUUGUUCGUCCUGCCUUCAUCAAUAAAACUGUUGUUCAGACCGACUCUGUGGCAGUUCAAGCUCGCAUUGGCAAACUCCUCCCUGGCGUUCUUCCUAUUCUCCUUCCAAGUACAUGAGAAGUCCAUACUUCUAGCAGCCUUACCAGUUUGCCUCAUCAUCAACGAAAUACCUCUGAUUGCCAUUUGGUUUUCUCUAACGUCAACUUUCAGCAUGCUCCCCCUGCUGUUGAAGGACGGUCUGUUGCUGCCUUACAUAGUGACCUCAUUGGCUUUCCUCUUUCUGAGCAUGUAUCUGCUCUUUGCUUUAGAGAGAAGUACAGAUGAAGAGCUAAGGCUGGGCGUCUUUCGCAAACUCAGUCAGUACUGUCUGCCCAAACUCAAACUUGGACCGAUCUUUAAAUGCAAAUUUUGGAUUUCACUACUGGCCAUGGCUGGUUUGAGCUUUGCGAGUGUUUGCUUGGAGCCCCCAGCUAGGUUGCCCGAUCUGUUUCCAGUGCUGGUAUCUGUCCUCUCCUUUCUACACUUUCUGGGCUUUGCCAUAUAUUUCAACUUAAUCCAGUUGUCAGAGCCACAGAGGAAAAAAGGUCAAAAGAAAACGAACUAAAACUGUCUCGAAGACGUUGGGUGUCAAAAGACAACCACGACCGGUGCUGUAAAACAUGAGAGAAGUAAACAGGAUGGGAGUCGUUUGGGAAAAUUCAAUUUCCAUGUAAUGAGGUUUGCUGAACUUGUUGAGAAACGUGAAAGGAGAUACAGUUCUGCCAGACUACUUCUCACUUGUAUGCUUGAGAGACAAAUUCAGUUAGUUAAGUUAGGAUGAUGGUAUUGUGUAAAUGAACAGGCAAUAAGGGACCAUUUGUGCUGACAUUAUUUUUAUUAAAAUUUUUGAUACAUCAUUGAAUGUUUUUGUACCAAAUGAAAAAGUCUUUGUUUUGUUUCUUUAUAAGUGUAUAAGCUUUUCUAAUGACCCAACGUUGGUGUUGAAAAAAGGUCAUGCCAAAUAAAC
This is a messenger RNA of Paramisgurnus dabryanus, 2021 nucleotides long. RefSeq names its product ALG6 alpha-1,3-glucosyltransferase (gene alg6). The record is from RefSeq and is a predicted model, not a curated record. NCBI's taxonomy places the organism in Eukaryota, Metazoa, Chordata, Actinopteri, Cypriniformes, Cobitidae. Gene Ontology annotation, cellular component: endoplasmic reticulum membrane. Gene Ontology annotation, biological process: dolichol-linked oligosaccharide biosynthetic process; protein N-linked glycosylation. Gene Ontology annotation, molecular function: dolichyl pyrophosphate Man9GlcNAc2 alpha-1,3-glucosyltransferase activity.